AUGACCAGGAAACUACAAAGCACAACUCUGGAGGAUGGCAGGAGUAGAAAGAGGGUUCUCAAACCAGUGGUGGAAAAGAAGAGAAGAGACCGAAUCAAUCAAAGUCUGGCUGAACUGAGAAGUUUGCUGUUGAACCACACGUCUGAUCCACGGCUUCAGAAUCCUAAGAUAGAGAAAGCAGAGAUUCUCGACUUGGCUGUGGAAUAUGUUCAGAAGUGGACAGAUGGGAGGACACUCAGAAAGGACUGCAGUCACAUGAAGACUCAUGCUCCUGUGGUAAGCCUUCAUCGCCCAGAGUCCAACGCUCCCACUCUCUUCACCAUUGAGAGUGCAGGUUUUCAGCAAUGUGUGGCCCAGCUGGCCAGCUACAUGCACAAAAUAACACCAGCACAGAGAAGCGGCCUCAUCGAGGGGCUGAAACAUCACACAGAGAGCCAGCAGCCAAACAAACCAGACUUCAACCACAGGGUGACGGACACCGAGGUGGCCAAAGGGCCACAUGGAAUAUCUGCGGAUGUCAUUUGCACAUCUGAGAGGAAAGGGGAGUCUCCAAAGUUUCCAUCUCACUCCCCCUUUCAGCCCCUCUCUUGCUCCACACCGUUCCACGACUACCUGUCCCCUCCUCCCUCUCCCUGGCUCUCCCCUUCUUUCUCCACUUAUGCCACCUCUUCUCCUUUCCCGUCAUUUGCCUCUCACUUCCCGUUCCCCCCCAGCCUGUCACCUCUGUCUUCCAACACCUCCUUCUUCAGUUUCUCGCCCACGGCCUCUCACUCGGGCCCUCCUGCCCUCCACUGCCCCCCUCUCCUCACACUGAGAUCCCCUCCACACCCUGCACCGAGGGAGGGGUCAUCACCAAAUUCCUCUUCAACCAUGUGGAGACCUUGGUUUUGA
This is a messenger RNA of Cyclopterus lumpus (lumpfish), 891 nucleotides long. It is a transcript of the gene her11, whose product is annotated as hairy-related 11. The record is from RefSeq and is a predicted model, not a curated record. The transcript has 4 exons. NCBI's taxonomy places the organism in Eukaryota, Metazoa, Chordata, Actinopteri, Perciformes, Cyclopteridae. The coding region runs from base 1 to 891 and encodes 296 amino acids. Gene Ontology annotation, cellular component: nucleus. Gene Ontology annotation, biological process: regulation of transcription by RNA polymerase II; anterior/posterior pattern specification; regulation of neurogenesis. Gene Ontology annotation, molecular function: DNA-binding transcription factor activity, RNA polymerase II-specific; RNA polymerase II cis-regulatory region sequence-specific DNA binding; protein dimerization activity.